Messenger RNA from Chara braunii, 5479 nucleotides. The record is from the annotation of a GenBank genome assembly. NCBI's taxonomy places the organism in Eukaryota, Viridiplantae, Streptophyta, Charophyceae, Charales, Characeae.
GAGAGAGAGAGAGAGAGAGAGAGAGAGAGAGAGAGAGAGAGAGAGAGAGAGAGAGAGAGGACAUCUUCGUACAUCGUCGUAUAUUUUGGCGGCGACGAGAUGGUGGUACACGUCAGCGUGCAAGUCCGACGCUGGCAGUCGAUCGGACUUCUUAUUGUCUGCCUCAUUCUGUGGAGCUCGGCGCGCAUCUCGAAGGGAUCGGGAGAAGGCCGAGCAGCCACGUACGCAUCGAGAAAGACUGCUGAUCGUGUCCGCCACGGCCAUUGGGAUCCCGACAAUCGUCAAUCAGAUGAACCCACCGAUGAUGGCAACGUCAACAAAAAUGGUAUCCUUCGAGAAGAGGAGAAAGGAGGAGGAGGAGGAGGGGGAGGGGGAGGAGGAGGAGGAGGAGGAGGACCAUAUCGAGAAAAUCUGAUAAAAGAAGAUGGGGAGCCAGGGAGGGGGAGGAGGAAGGAUUUGGCAGUUGAGCAUCAUUCAAUGAACACACGACGGAAGGUGUUUGAAUGGAUAUCUCAUCCUGCUCCUAAGCUUCCCGAUAGACGACACGUGUACAGACUGUCAGAUUUUGGCGGGGUAGGAGAUGGACGAACGGUAAACACCGAAGCUUUCAGAAAAGCCAUCGCUAAAAUCCAGGAGGUGGCUGAGCAUGGAGGGGCAGCGCUCCACGUGGAAGCCGGAGAGUGGCUCACGGGUCCGAUAGAUCUAACGUCACAUAUGACGCUGUACGUAGAAGAAGGCGCCACCAUUCUCGGUAGCAAGGAUCCUUCUCAUUACCCCCUUCUACCGCCAUGGCCGUCCUUCGGACAAGGUCGCAAUAUGCCGGGACCCCGAUACCGUGGUCUUAUCUAUGGAGAGUACCUGACUGAUGUUGUUCUGACAGGACCAGGCACGAUUAACGGACAGGGCGAUUGGGUAUGGCCGCAGAUUGCCCAGAAGAGAUUCAACAAUACUCCUGCGUGCAUGAUAGAGCUCAUGUGGUCCCAGAAGGUCAUCAUCUCGGACUUAAUGCUGGUUAAUUCGACAAUGUGGGCCGUCCAUCCGAUUUACUGCAACCGAGUCUAUAUCCACGGUCUGCACAUCACCGCACCUGAAGACUCGGAAGAUACCGAUGGCGUCGUUAUAAAUUCUUGCCGACGUGUCAUUGUGGAGGAUUGCCACAUCAGCACCGCCGGUGAUGCCAUCAGUAUUAAGAGUGGAUGGGAUCAAUACGGAAUUCGUUUCGGGAUGCCCUCGGAAAAAAUCAAGAUCAGAUCUCUCAUCGUAGGUACCAGUCACGGAAUUUCGAUCGGAAGUGAGCUCUCUGGAGGGGUGCGCAAAGUGGACAUCGACGGAGUGAGAUUCUUAGGCGGAUCGGAGAGGGGUUUCCAUAUAAAGACCACCGCUGGCCGGGGCGGUCUGGUCCGCGAUAUCUUUGUGAAGAACAUGGACCUGAGAGGUGUAUUGCGCACUGCUAUCGAAAUCCAAGGCAAUCACAAAUCCGGCGGUUACAAUCAUCCGGACGAUCAAUACGAUCCGACGGCUCUGACGAAGAUCCGCAAUGUCGUCAUCAAGCACUUGUCGGGAUUUAACUGUAGCAUGGCCGACCGUAAAGUAAGCCUUGAUUACAAUCUGUUCAAGGGGUAUGGCGGUAAGGCUAUUACCGUGAAAGCCUUCGAUGUGUCCCCGAAAGAAGACGGGAGUGUGUUGACGAUGCUUGGCCCCGUUAAAUUCCUCGCCAAAACGAACGAAUACACGAGAUCCGGAAACAGUCCCACGGUUGAGGCCGGCCAUCGUAUGUCCCCGAUAUUCAUGCCUUUUGACACGCCGGACGAGGAUCUUCCCGGUAUAGCAAUGACAGAGAAACAAAGGACGCCACAUAGUUUUCCUACGCAGCAAACGUCAGCGAGUGGGGGCCAGUGCCGCAGCAAACAGAGCCAGCCGCGUCGUCCACCAGGCGAGGAUGAGCAUGGUCCUCCUGUGGGUUCGUCCAACCGGAUGGAGUGUGUUGGACCGUCUCAACCGUCCAGGCGGCAAGACCAAGGCACCCCUGUCAUCACAUACAAAAGGAAGGCCCUGCCAACUCGUCCCUCUCCCAGUUGCCAGAAGGACGAAGGUGGUGCAUCCAGGAAGGCGGYGCUGCGGGAGAUAAGCGAAGGAUCGGACGAGGAAACGGAGGACGAUUCUAGGGUAUGUGUUGAUCGACAUCCACAGGUUAAUCAUGUCGUCGACGAUGACGAAUGUGGUGUCGAUGAGGACGACGUCGAAGAGGAGAACAGCGAGAGGGAGAAAGAGAGAGAGGAUCGUGAGGAAACUAUGCACGACAACGGAGGUGGGGAGUCUCAACAAUACUAUGAGGAGGACGACGGGGGCGAUGGAGAAAACAAUCAUGCCUAUCCUGUAGGUGAUGACAAUGGACGGCAAGAGCGGUCGGCUGAUGUGGGGGUUGACGACGCAACAGGAGAGCGGUCGGAGAUCAGUGUCCAGAAAAAGAAGGGACAAUCUUCAACAAGUCCAACGACGGCGGCGGAUAAGCGCACUGCGAAGAAACUCACUGUCGCUGCAUCUCGACAGGCGCUCAAAGCUUCUCAAGAGGCGGUCGCUGAAAGCGUGAAGAAACGAGAAGGGUCCGCGUCGACAAGGGCGACAAAAGCAGAGAAAUGUCCACCGAAAAGAAAGCAGAUGGUGGAUGAGGGUGACUCUGGAGAGGAUGCCGAAGGGGUUCCUCCAAGAGAUAUGUUGGAACACACACAACCUUCCGCCGACACCCGUGAUGAAGCCAUCGACACAACACGGUGCUUCUUCUUGGAGUUCGAUGAAGAUGGGUUUGCAAAGAAGAAAAGGGAACACAUUGAAGUGGACAUCACGGAGAUCUUGCCAAUCCCUGAAGGUGACAUCCUCUUCAACCAUAGAACGUUGAACGAAACGUUGGUGCAGUCCAUAUAUGAUGCGAUCCAUCAUGCGGCCAAGGAAACCAACGGGAAAUGGGAUUUCAUGACUUUCAUCCUGGCUCCCAUUGUGCCCAACAGGGACGGGUCUCAAGGCAGACGGAUCACACCGGAGCAAUUUGACGUCGAACUGGCUCAUACAUACAACUGGUAUGUUAUCGCUGGCCAGCACACGGCCGAGGCAAUAAACAGACUCAUUAAAGACAAGUCACCGGCCGAGAAAGUGUAUGGCUUGAGGUCAUACUCUCACGUACGUGUUGUCUACUUUGACGAUGACAAAAAGAGAGGAUAUCCGUACGUCUCGACGUUCGACAACACGAGGGAGGAGCGUUCGAUCCCGAGAUCGUUUUCGUCAUCUGUGCGCCAAAUCAGAACAUUUUGGGAUAAGAGGAAUGACCGGAUCCGUCCGCCAGGGACCGUGUCCCCGAAUGACGUCGAGGGAAUGAAACGAAAAAAAAAAUGGGAAGAGUUCAUGAACGCCGCCUGCAAAAUGACACCUGAUUCCGGUCUCUUGAACUCGUCCCUGAAGAACGACUACUGCAAGGACUGGACGAACAAGAUGCGCGGAUACAUGAAUCUUGUGCAAUGCGGCGAAACAGUAUGGCCACUAGUAGAGAAAUUAUUCGACAUGUACGAGAAGGGGCUAUUGUCGCGAGUCGACGGUGUGAGAUACAUCGACCUGCCGGGGAAAGUGGAAGGGAGACUGCCUGAGCAAUACUUCCUUAAGGACAACUCCGGCAAAAAAGUCAUGUUCCACUGCAUCAAGGCAUGGAAGGGGCCAUCACGCGCAAUGGUGUCUAUACCUGACUUGACGCCGACAAUCUUCAAGCUGUUCGACGAUAUGACAGCGAGAGAGAAGCAAGUGGCGCUUCACCACAUGAUGCGUGGUGAUGUCAUCGUGACAUCACGUUCGGUGAUGCAGAGUGUGUACAACUGGGAUGAUGUUGAGGUGCUCACAGGGUCAUGGUAUAGACACUCUACACCUUCGACAACCUUAAACAAGUACGGCAACAUUGCAGUUCGGUACACUGACAUGAUGGCUAUUGUCCUCCAUGUCGAGAACGACGAUUUGGACAAUAUAAUGGUUGUGCCGAAAUUGCGAGCCGAGUUGACAAAUGUGAACGUUGAAGAGGGUGAAUUUGGAGCACGUGCCGAGGAGCCGCAAGGGAGCACCAACGCAGAAGUGGAGAAGGCGAGGUCGAGUUUGAGAGUGACACAUGCUAGUAAGGGAGACGUGGAACAUAGAAUGAAUGCAAGGGGAGAAAAGAAUGGUGUACCAAUGAACCCUGUGGGUGCGAGUGAGGGAAUUGUUAACUCACAGGGCAACACAGGGGGAGGAGAGGAUGGGUGUGAAAUGACCCCGCCGACAGCUGGACCAUCAUCGACACAUGCACCGCAUGCCGAGCAGCGAACGCUCACGUCAAUGGACACAGAUGAAGAUGAAGACAUGGAUAUGACAAAAGUCAUGCCGAAGCUCGUGCCAGGAAAACCGUUACCUCAAGGCUUUGCUCAAGACCCUUCAGUGUCAUACUUGCUGCAAGACAAGUACAAGGAGUCAUCGGAUGAGGACUGGGGUCAUCGUAUUCUCUGGCAUGAGGGCGUGUUCGAAUCGUGCGUGUUUGCGGGCAAGUGGCAAAUGGCUGUGAAGACAAGAGACCACGGGUGGGUCGCGAAGGAAAGAAAGGACGCUGCGAUAUGGCAUAGCGUGACGGAGACGCAACUUUUUCGGAGGGUUGCACAAGAAAAUGUCGGUGCAACCGAGGUGGCUAUAGCGGCAAAGGCGAAAGCUUUGUUUGAGCAACUGCGUCCAAACAAACAACUAGAAUUCAGCACAAAGUUCUACGACCUUGCAUCAAGUGUGUCGUACGGCUCCAUCGAUUGGAAAAUCAAACAAGCGUUACCUAUGCAAGGAAUCGAUAGCAUCACCUCUCUCAAGACUCAAGACGUCAUUGCGUCUAACACCAUCGUUGCGAUGGCCAGAGGGGAUGCAGGUUGCGAAACGGACACACGUGCGAACGCAGGUCACAUACAGAAUGAACAGUUGCGAACAUGUAUUCAACAAAGCACACAUAGAAACGCAAUGGGGGAUUCCACUAUGAUACGCAAGGACGGUGACGACAUGGAGUCGGGCACAUUGACAGGGUCGCCAAUGCGCGGGGUCAACGAUGGGGCAACAAUCGUUGGAUCUUUCGGGUCCCUCGUCGCGACAGUGGCGGCAAGGCAAGGCGUAUCUGAAAUGAUGGAGACCGAUGCGGGCCAGGAUGUUGAAAGCCAGACCGUGAAGGUGGCGCCAGAGCAGGUGGCGGCAACAACAAAGGAGACGAAGAAAGGUGAGGGAUCUCGCGAACACAUUUUCGUAAUAGAUAUGAGAUCGGAGAGUACGGGCGAGGAUAUGAUCCAAGAUAACGACCACAAAGAUGACCACGCUGCACCACGAGUGGAAGGUGACGACGAACAGGACGCGCAACGACCGAGACGGUCAACGAGAGCAGUAAUUAAGAAAACUGUGUUUGAUGCGUAGGAAAGCCUUAGACGGGCAUGGGCGUUUACACGUU